AUGUCUAACCAAAACGAUCAUCAUAGCCAAGUAGAAGAACACAUCCUCAAAUAAUUUGAAAUUUAAGAUUUCAAAGGUAAAGGAGCUUAUGGAAUAGUUUGGAAGGCUGUAGAUAAACAAACGAAACAAUAAGUGGCAUUAAAAAAGGUUUUUGAUGCUUUCUAGAAUUAAACUGAUGCUUAACGAACAUUCAGAGAAGUUUGUUUUUUAUAAUAAUUAACAGAUCAUGAAAAUAUUGUUAAAUUAUUAAAAGUUAUUAAGGCUGAAAACUAGAAAGAUUUGUAUAUGGUGUUUGAAUAUAUGGAAACUGAUUUACACAAAGUUAUUAGGGCAGGUUUGUUAAGCCCUUUGCAUAUGCAAUAUAUAAUAUAUUAGUUGUUAAAAUGCUUAAAAUUUAUACAUUCAGGAGAAUUGAUUCAUAGAGACUUGAAACCUUCCAAUUUGUUGAUUGAUUCCGAUUGCAAAGUAAAAGUAGCUGAUUUUGGAUUGGCUCGGAGUAUUGCUUAAUCUGAAAAUGAAAAUGAAACACCAGUAAUGACAGAAUAUGUUGCUACAAGAUGGUACAGAGCCCCAGAAAUCUUGUUAGGAUCUCAUGGUUACUCAAAGUCGGUUGAUAUGUGGAGUGUUGGUUGUAUUCUUGGCGAAAUGUUAUUGGGCAAAGCCAUCUUUUCAGGAUCAUCAACUUUGAACUAAAUAGAAAAAAUAAUUGAACUAAUAGGAAGACCAAAAAUUGAAGAUCUAGAAACAAUUAAUGCACCCCUUGCUUUAUAGGUUUUAGAUGGCAUCUAAAUGUAAAAGAGAAAAAGUUACGCAGGAUUCUUCCCUAAUGCAUCUCCAGACUUCAUUGAUUUCAUUAGACAAUGUCUAAAUUGGAAUCCCUAAAAAAGAAUGACAAUUGAUGAAGCAUUGAAACAUUAAUUAAUGAAGGAAUUUUCGAAUACUGAAGAUGAAAAAACCUUGAAAUCAAUAAUCAGAAUACCUUUUAGUGAGAAUAAAAAGCUCACUAUCAAAGACUAUAGAGAUAAAAUAACUUUAAAUUGUGAAUAGAUUCUAUAAGAAAUUGAAUAGAAUACAUUUGAUAAAAACAUAGCCAAAUAAUAUGUAUCUACACCACAAAGUUUGGCUACUUAUAUGAAUAAUUUUGAGUCAAAGUAGAAACACCAUGCUUCUAAUCAUUAAGCCUCUCAACCUGUGGAUAAGCCUAAGAAACUAGAUUCCUUUUAUAAACCUGAAGCUGCAAAUAUCUAUACUUCUUAAAAGAAGUCUGAUUAUUCUCCUACCUUGAAACCAACAAUGCCAUCUAAUCCUUAAAAUAUUAGUACCCAUUAGGUUUAACAAAAAUAUAAUUCAAAUUAGAAUUAAACUUACAAUUAAGGGUUGAGAAAGACUUAUACCAAUAUUGUGAAUAGACCUCAUAAUGAUAUUAAUAAAAGUCCAGAAAUAAAGAAAAAAACAGAAAAUCUUAUCACAAAUGUAACAAAGUCUUAUUCUUUUCAUGGAGAACCAUAUGAUAGACGUGUGAAUAAUGCAAGUUUCAGCACUCAAAAUAAGAAUGAAAAUAAGCCAUCAACUUCAGUUAGUUAUGUUAGACCGGUUCAAAUAAAUUAGUUAUCAAAUUACACUACAGCAUAGAAUUUCUCUUAAUAAAAAGAAAUGUUAAGGCCUAAAGAUCCCAUCAUGAUAACUCAGGCAUAAAGAAGUAAAUCAUUUGAGAAGUCACCCAUUAAUAUUAACCCAACAAGUCCAUACCAAAGACAAAAAACAGAGGUUCCUAAACCAAAAUUUAUCCCCCAAAGUAAUAUUAACAAUAGUGUGGCUCAAGUGUAGAAAUUAUUAUAGAAAUGCUGCUAAGUUUAGAAUUACCAACAACACAAAAAAACAUCAAGUGCAGUUGAUCCAGCAAAAUAAUAGCAAUAAUAAAUUUAAUAAACCAUAAAUUACAACUAUUUUGACAUUAGAAACUCAAAAUUUAUGUGA
Molecule: messenger RNA, 1977 nt
Organism: Paramecium tetraurelia
Lineage: Eukaryota; Ciliophora; Oligohymenophorea; Peniculida; Parameciidae
Exons: 4
Biological process (GO): protein phosphorylation; intracellular signal transduction
Cellular component (GO): nucleus; cytoplasm
Molecular function (GO): MAP kinase activity; ATP binding
Source: RefSeq, a predicted model, not a curated record